This is a messenger RNA of Trypanosoma rangeli, 300 nucleotides long. RefSeq lists its product as uncharacterized. Bases 1 to 300 code for a protein of 99 amino acids. The transcript has a single exon. Lineage: Eukaryota; Euglenozoa; Kinetoplastea; Trypanosomatida; Trypanosomatidae. The record is from RefSeq and is a predicted model, not a curated record.
AUGAUUGUUAACGUUUUCCGUGAUUGCUGCGUUGUGGCACUUGCUGCGAUGUCGAUUGUGACCCCUCUUGUAGGAACUGUGGCUCACUCCUUCACUUGGAAGCCGGUGCAAAGCUGUCAGAUGAUUCCUCUUAUGAGUCUGACAGCAGCAUGCUUGGUCGUUUGCUUAGGGUGCUCAUCAUGGUGUCGCACUGUAAACGGUACAGGGAGAUUGAGGGAGGGUAGUUUGGUCGAGCUGGACACUUCAGCCUGCACUCGGGGUUUUCAUUGUCUUUUGUCAGCCCGUGUGUUUGUCCGUUAA